GGGAAGAAGAAAAAGAUGACGGCAAUGAUGAGACUCACUAUAACUGAGCUUGAAACUGCUCUAAAGGAAUCCCAUGAAUUGCUGUCAGAAAGAGAUCGAGAAAUAAGAAAGCUCAAGAAAGACAUGGAACACUAUAAACAACAAAUUGCCCAAGAAGUUGCAACUAAAACUAAACUAGCUCAGUCUCUUGAUGAAAGCCACCAGCAAGCGCUGGAAUUGGAAGAGGCUCUGCAGAAGUGGCAGCUUUCAAUGAAAGAGUACCAGCAACGUGUGGCACACCUUGAGGCAGCCCUGCUCCAGGAGCAUGCAAGAUCUGCUGAGCAAGAGAAAAAAUAUGGAGAGAUUUAUGCACAGAAGAACCUUGAAGUGGAUCAACUUAAGAGUCAGUUGAUUGAAACUAGACAGAGACUGUCUAAAGACCCUGCAGCAUUCCCGGGUAGGAAAAGUAGCAGUUCAUCGGCUCCCCAGAUUGAUGAAUCACAGCUCCUGUUUUUAAAGCAAGCAGUUUAUCACUUAUUGACUGACUCUCAUGCUGACGAGCAUCUAAGAGCUAUUGUAGCCAUCUUGAACUUUUCUGCUCAGGAGAGGAAGUGUGUGUAUGCAAAGGUGGCAGAAAAGAAAGGCAGUGGCUACAGCAAAAGACAAUAAAAACAAAAUGAAUAGUUUUAUAAAAUUUCUUUUUAAAACUAUACAAUAACAUCAUCACUGGGAUAAAGCA
This is a messenger RNA of Amphimedon queenslandica, 718 nucleotides long. RefSeq lists its product as uncharacterized. The record is from RefSeq and is a predicted model, not a curated record. NCBI's taxonomy places the organism in Eukaryota, Metazoa, Porifera, Demospongiae, Haplosclerida, Niphatidae. The coding region runs from base 16 to 648 and encodes 210 amino acids. The transcript is spliced from 2 exons.